AGUCAGAACACAGCCAUUAGCCAUUGCCAUGCCGACCAUGCCAUCCCAUGCGCUGGCCCUCGUGCUCCUCCUUCUCGCAGCAAGCAAAGCAGCUUCCCAGGGGGUAUGCAUAGACCCCCGUCCUUCUUCCGCCGCAGCACCAGCGCCACCAACGUCCAACACUACCAACAGCAGCGCGUUCCGCACCAACGUCCUCACGCUCCUGAACGCCCUCCCCCAGGCCGUAGCGCCAACGGGCUUCGCCUCCCUCUCCUUGGGCACCGGCCGCGACCGUGCCUUCGUCCGCGGCCUCUGCCGCGGCGAUACCACGCCGUCUCAGUGCCUCGCUGACAUGCAAGCAAGCGUCAUCGACUUACGCGGCAGGUGCGCGUCAAACCGGAGCGCGGCAGCCUAUUACGACAAGGCCUACAUCACCUUCGCCGACACCAACGACACGAUCAACCUCUACUACGAGAAGCGCUCGCUUAACGCGCUGUACGACGUCCUCACAGUGUCCGACCCAGAAAGCUUCGACCGGACGUACAACGUGCUGAUGAAGCGCCUGGUGGCGCGGGCGGCCAGCGAAGGAGGCAACACCUCGGCGAUGUUCGCCACCGGGGAGGCGGUGUACGCACCAAGCGAUCCCAAAGGGACGAUGUACGGUCUCGUGCAGUGCAUGAGGGACCUCAGCGCCUCGCAGUGCGACUGGUGCCUGCAGUCCUUGGUACCAGUGCUGCCGACGUGCUGCUACGGAUAUCAGGGAGGGGUGGCGCGAAACUUCAACUGCCUGCUUCGGAUUCAAAUAUAUACCUUCUACGACCUGGCGCUCGAUGCUCCGCCUCCGGCUGCUCCAACACCGGGAUCCCCCGACGAAACACGCCGAAACACAAGAUUACAGCAUGUCAUCCUUGCUGUCGCCAUUUCUGUUGGGACACUAUUUGUCCUAGUCGUUGUGCUUGCUUGUGUUCGUCGGCAGAGGAAAAGGAUCAAGGCAGACAAGGAACAACAAGAUAAUGCAGGAGAGGGCUUGAACUAUAUUAGUCUCCAAGUGUUGAGGGUUGCCACAUCCAAUUUUUCUAUAAACAACAAACUGGGAGAGGGAGGAUUCGGAGAGGUUUUUAAGGGGGAAAUGCAGGACGGAAUGAAAAUAGCCGUCAAAAGGCUGUCAAAGGACUCUGUUCAAGGGUUUGGUGAGCUGAAAAAUGAGCUAGUGCUAGCUAACAAACUUAAGCACAAGAAUCUGGUGCAGCUUCUCGGUGUUUGCUUGCAAGAGAAACUGCUGGUGUACGAAUAUAUGCCUAAUGGAAGCCUAGACACGAUUAUUUUCAAUUCGGAGAAGGCACACCAACUCGAUUGGAUGAAAAGAAGCAUGAUCAUCUCUGGGAUUGCUCGAGGUCUACUGUAUCUCCACCAGGAGUCUCGUCUAAAAGUCAUCCACCGUGACCUGAAGCCAAGCAACGUCUUACUGGACCUGGAUAUGAACCCCAAGAUCUCAGAUUUUGGUCUUUCUAGGGCUUUCGGUGGAGAUCAAUCGAUGGAUGUAACAAAACGUGCUGUUGGUACACUCGGAUACAUGGCUCCGGAAUAUGCGUACCACGGCCAAGUCUCUACCAAGUCAGACAUGUAUAGCUUCGGAGUCGUAGUUGUAGAGAUUGUGACUGGUAGGAGGAACAAUGCAUCACUCGACGAUGAUACUGCCUCCAGAUCUCUGCUCAGCCAGGUAUGGGAAGCGUGGAGCGCAGGCUCGAUGGAAGAGGUGGUGGAUCCUUCCCUGGGCAGAGGUUACCCCAAGAACGAUGUGCUAAAGUGCGUGCAGAUCGGGCUGCUGUGUCUCCAGGAGGAUCCCAGCGCCAGGCCGGCCGCGUGGGAGGUCGUCCUCAUGCUCGACAGCCCCUCCAUGUCCAUGACUAUGCGGACUCCGACCAGGCCAGCGUUCUGCUUCACACAACCUGGAGUCAGCAACCCCACGCUCAGUUACCAAAGCAGCCGGCCGCGGGGUGCUAUCACCAGCCAACAACUGCCUACCCCCGUUUCAGGCAAUGACGUGACGAUUUCUGAUGUCGAGCCUAGGUAGGAUGAUUUCAAACAAGUUUGCAUCAGUAAGGCGAAUACCAACUGUUAAAAAUAAUUGCCUUUAGUCAUGUCCGGAAAUGUACAAGAUGCUCGUUCAUGCUUCUUUAGCUAGCUGAUCAAGAGUGAGUCGAUAGAUACAUACGUGGGUCUAGUGAUACUAGUCGUAUUCAAUAAUGUUUAAGCUAAUAGUGAUCAAGGUAGCCGAGUGAUUAUUGUUGGCUUGCAUAUCAUAUGGAGCAAGCUGAGACCGGUUGUCAUGUCUGUGUAGGCCCAGGUUGUUUCUAUCGGCUGCCUGUGUAUAUAAGCAUGGGGAGGUGCGUGAGUAUUGUAACGUCUUGGUAUUCGAGAGAUUGUAAAUAAAGAAAACAAUGCAUGUCAGGUCUCUUUGGCAAA
This is a messenger RNA of Triticum aestivum (bread wheat), 2445 nucleotides long. RefSeq names its product putative receptor-like protein kinase At4g00960. NCBI's taxonomy places the organism in Eukaryota, Viridiplantae, Streptophyta, Magnoliopsida, Poales, Poaceae. Gene Ontology annotation, molecular function: protein serine/threonine kinase activity; ATP binding. The record is from RefSeq and is a predicted model, not a curated record. The transcript has 7 exons. Gene Ontology annotation, biological process: protein phosphorylation. The coding region runs from base 29 to 2053 and encodes 674 amino acids. Gene Ontology annotation, cellular component: plasma membrane.